AAGGCCCGAGCGUCGUGCGCUUGCGCAGUUAAGCCCGCGCCGGGCGCCCCAGCUGUCUGCACCCUAAACUCAGACCCUCCAGCAUCUUCUUGGUCAGGCGAAGCCCACGACGUUGACAUGCCGGAGAUCCGCCUCCGCCAUGUGGUGUCCUGCAGUAGCCAGGACUCGACCUACUGUGCAGAAAACCUUCUCAAGGCAGACACUUACCGAAAAUGGCGGGCAGCCAAGGCGGGCGAGAAGACCAUCUCUGUGGUGCUCCAGUUAGAGAAGGAGGAGCAGAUACACAGCGUGGACAUCGGGAACGACGGCUCGGCCUUCGUGGAGGUGCUGGUGGGCAGCUCAGCCGGAGGGGCCGGGGAGCAGGACUACGAGGUCCUUCUGGUCACCUCGUCUUUCAUGUCCCCUUCCGAGAGUCGCAGUGGCUCAAAUUCCAACCGCGUUCGCAUUUUUGGGCCCGACAAGUUGGUCCGGGCAGCAGCAGAGAAGCGCUGGGACCGCGUCAAAAUUGUCUGCAGCCAGCCCUACAGCAAGGAUGCCCCCUAUGGCCUGAGUUUUGUAAGGUUUCACAGCCCCCCAGACAAAGAGGAGGCCGAGGUCUCAUCCCAGAAAGUGACCAAGCUCGGCCAGUUCCGCGUGAAGGAGGAGGAUGAGAGCGCCAGCUCCCUGAGACCCGGGGCUCUCUUCUUCAGCCGGAUCAACAAGACCCCCCCAGUCGCAGCCAGUGACCCAGCAGGACCCAGCUAUGCAGCUGCUACACUGCAGGCCUCCAGUGCCGCCUCCUCGGCCUCUCCGGCCUCCAAGACAGUAGGCAGCACCUCCAAGGAGUCCCCCAGAGGCAAGAGGAAGCUGGAUUUGAGCCACGAAGAAAAGAAGACCCCCAGCAAACUGUCCGCCCAGCCCUCACCACCCGCCCUCAAGAGACCCAAAUGUAUCCCCGAGAGACACAGAGAAUGCCACAGUGAGCAAGGGACCCACGGAGCAGCUGGGCAGGUGUUCCAGACCGUGGGAAUGUGCCACAAUGAGGCAAAGGCAGAAACCACAGUGCCUGGAAUGUUCUAGGCUGCCAGCUCCAAGUAGAGGAGAAGCCACAGGUCAGAGAACGCUUCAAUGCCAAAAACAGAAAGGGAGGACCUGAGAGGCCAUCCAGCAGAAUCUCUGUUAUGUUAGAUGGGGAAAGCAAAGCCCAGAGAGGGCAGGCUCUAGGCCCAACAGCACACAGCAAGGCCCCUGCCUGUUCUUAUUUCCUGCCCCCGCCCAUCCCCCAAUCAACCUGAUCUUCCUUCUGAUGUUUGAGUGGGCCACCUGGGAUCCUGCCUCAGGACCUUUGCACUUUCUGUUAUUUCUGCCUAGAACGCUCUGCUCCCCGAUCUUCCCACGACUGGCUCCUUCUUGUCAAUCAGGUCUCAGCUCAAGUGUCCCCUCAGAGAAGCCUUCCCUGACCUCUGUAACUGAAGUAGCUCACACCCCCACCCCUAUUAUUCAUCUUGGCGGGUUAUUUUUCCUUGUAGCAAUUAUUACUGUAGAAGAUGACCUUAUUUAUUUAUUUACCUAUUUAUUGGUUAUUAUCCCCAUACGUGUCCUGUUCUCUGCUGUACCCCCAGCACCUAGAACAGUGCUUGACACACACAAGGUGCUUAGUAAAUAGUUAAUUCAUUAAUCAGUGGCAGAACUAGGGCUGGAAUUUAGGUCAUCAGCCUCUUGCCACAAGACAGGGAAAAGGUGUGAGAUGGGGGGAGAAACAAGUACCUCAUGGGAGAGGAAGCUCCUGUCUGAGGUCAGGGGACCUGGGAAGCAAACACAGCUUUGCCACUGUCACUCCGGGUGACGUGGGCCAGUGCCUUAUUUUCCCACCUGUGAAAUGAAAGGGCUGGACAAGAACCGUAAACGCUUCCGAGAUCCUGUUUCCUCUGACAGCUGAACGCAAGGGUAACCAGUCUGAGGGGCGCUUCCACCACGUCUACCUUGAGCUCCCGCCACCGGCACAAUCUGUGCCAUCAAAGUUGAGAUGGCCAAGAUGGGGAAGAGCAUUUGGCUCUAUACUGAACGGCUCCAAGCAUUGUCCUCAAAGCUCUUCCGGCCUUAGGAGAAUGUCCCUCAUCCAUAUCUGCAAUACCCAGUACGACGCUGGCUCCUCCUCAAGUCCAGCGUUCAAGCAUCUCCGUCAAGCCUGCCUGCCACGUGCAGGGGCAGGAGGCGCGCAGAGCCGUGCUGUCCAGUAGAAACAGGAUGUGAGCCACACGGGUAGUUUCACAUGUUCUAGUAGCCACAUUAAAAAAGGAAAAGGAAACAGGUGAAACUAAUUCUAAUAUGUUUUACCUCAAUAUAUCCAAAAUAUUAUCAUUUCAGCAUGUUAUCAGUAUAGGAAACUACUAAUGAGAUAUUUCACAUUCUUUUUACGCUAAGUCUUUGAAAUCUGCUGUGUAUUUCUCACAGCACAUCUCAAUUCAGAUGAUAAAUUUUCAUCAGAAAUAUCUGACCUCAAUUUAGACUUCAGAAAACUCAUAUUUGGAGAAGUCGAUUCAUAUACCCAAGUUGUCCCAAUUAUCUUGGAUAGUUUUCCAAUAACUGAGAUGAGUAGCAAUUUUUUAAUUAAUCAGAAGUAACUAAAAUGUAAACUUCAGUUUCCCCGUUGCACCAGGCACACGUGGUGAGUAGCCACUGUGUUAGACAGCACAGCCCUAGAACACUUCCCAUUAUCACAGGGAACUCUGUGCACAUUGCUCUAGGGUCAGACAGCCCUUUGACUGACCAUGGGGGUGACCUUGGGCAAGUCACUCAGCAAAUGGCAUCUACCUCACAGGGUUAUGGUGAGAAUUCAGUGUAUGCACGUAUGUACAUGCAUUCUCUCUCGUGCACAGCAACGAACUUGCAGCCCCUCCUGGAAGCUGGCACACUGGGAGCCCGAACGGUAGUCUCACCCCCAUGCCUUUGCUCGGAGUGCCCUCCUCUCUUCCUGCCGCUUUGCCACCAUCUCUGACUUGGUCCAGUCUGACAUCUCUGCUCUCUACGUGUCUCUGUUCCAAAUUCCCUCUGCCCUCAUGCCAAUGGGAAUCAUGCCUGAGAUCAAAUCUGAGAAAGCAAGACCCAGUUUUGUUUUCACGUGUUGCUGUCCAUUGUGGGGUGUGCUGAUUGUGUUUGUGUAGUUGUAUAUUGGCACUCUUGGGUGUCACGACUAUCUUUUAGAGUGGUUGCCUUUUAAAUUAUGACUUUUAAAGGGAUUGAAUUUUAGGCUCUGUAGAGGCAGCAAGUUGCUAGUGAGGCAUCUGUCUCUGGGAGCAUCCAAGCAGAAAAGACUAAGGCUCCCUUUUGGAUGGAUUGCUGGCUGCCAUCAGGGUGUAUCUACAAGGCACCUGCAGGCUGGAAGGCCCUUGAAGGCAGAAAUUCAAGGAAAAGUAUGGUGAAUCUUGGCGUUGCCAUCGCCAGAAGCAGAAGAGGCACAAAAGCCUCAUGACCUUAGCUGAGUUUCAUACUUGUCUGGAUAAUGAUGGAGAGACUUGUGUCCACUGAGGUAGGAAACCAUGAAGGCAGGUGAAUCAAGGGUGGGUUGGCCUGUGGUGCUUUUUGGAGGAGUGAAUAAAAAAGUAGAAAUUC
Balaenoptera ricei (Rice's whale) is the source of this 3591-nucleotide messenger RNA. Its product is annotated as DNA repair protein XRCC1-like. Gene Ontology annotation, cellular component: nucleus. The transcript is spliced from 9 exons. The record is from RefSeq and is a predicted model, not a curated record. NCBI's taxonomy places the organism in Eukaryota, Metazoa, Chordata, Mammalia, Artiodactyla, Balaenopteridae. The coding region runs from base 118 to 1059 and encodes 313 amino acids. Gene Ontology annotation, molecular function: damaged DNA binding. Gene Ontology annotation, biological process: single strand break repair; base-excision repair.